GACUCGCGUUUUUUUUGAUGUUUCGUCAACAACAAUCUUCGGUCAUCGCGAUAUCAUCUACGGCAAGAUCUCAUCUAUUGUGGACUUAAUAGCGAUUCAAUUCUUACGUGAUGUAUCAUGCAACUAUUCGGCCUUAGGCAACAUCAUGAUCGCAAUCUCUCAACCUCAUAAAUCUAUAUUCUCAUUGCCGCACUUUUCAUAACGGUCAUGCAGCUAUGUCCGAUACAUUCGGCAAUAUCAUCAAUGGCGCUGCCGGCACUGCGCAGGGAAGGGAAGGAACAACAGUCCAGACAUUUGUUAUUUCACUUGCGGCUGGUUUUGUCCUAUUCGCCGUACAAUUCGGAGCAUUCCUGAUUGUCCGGAAUUACCUUUGGGCAAAACGAAUAUAUCAGCCAAGAUCCUUCUUGAUCGCAUCCAAGGACAGAGUCAAACCACCACCAAACAACCCACUCAGAUGGCUUUGGUUGAUGUUGAAAACCCCGAAUGACUUGGUCUUACGUAAAGCAGGCAUGGAUGCCUACUUCUUUCUCCGGUAUUUAGGGAUGUGUUUGAUCAUGUUCUGUCCUAUGACCCUGAUCAUCCUCCCUAUCCUGAUCCCAAUCAAUUACAUUGAUGGCAAGGGAACCAAUACGAUAGGUACGACCCACUAUAACGUCACUGGCCUAGAUACACUGGCGUGGUCCAACGUGGCACCACAGCAUACCAACCGCUACUGGGCGCAUCUUCUCUUAGCGGUAGGAGCAAUAAUCUGGGUCUGUUUUUUGUUUUAUCACGAGUUACUGCAUUAUGUCGUCAAGAGGCAAGAAUACAUGGGAAAUCGACUUCAUCGACUGAAAGCUUCGAGCACGACAGUCCUUAUCAUGGAUAUACCCAAGAUUUUAUGCACCACCGAAGCAUUGAUGGAACUCUAUGACGACUUUCCUGGUGGGGUACGAAGAAUCUGGCUGAACCGCAACCUGGAGUCACUCGCAGGAAAGGACAAAUUAUGGAGGGAAUACGAGGCUCGUCUAGAGAAUGCCGAGACCAAUCUGAUUCGCAAAGUGAUAAAGCAACAUCGGAAGAAGGGAAAAGGAGUCAGCGACGUCAAUCUAACCGAGAUGUCAACGCUUAAAGAAGGUACGACAGACGCAAGGCACAUCGGUAGCGAGCCUGACGCCGCAGGACCAAGGGAAUGUACGACCCCGGCAGCUUGCGAAUAUGACCUUGAACAUGACCUGACGACGAAAGCUCUGUGGACCAAGUACGUGACGCCCAGGCAACGAGCACAUAUGCGAAUACCUCGGCCCAAUUAUGCAAAAGUAUGCAAACUUCCCUUGGUCGGUCAAUUCUUCUCGCUGAAGGUGGACACUAUUUACUACUGUCGGCGUGAACUUGCGCGCCUGAAUCGGGAGAUUGAGGCAGAAAUCGAUGCAGCAGAUCAUUGUCCGCAGAAUGGAUCGGCUUUCGUCCAAUUCAAUACUCAGAAGGCAGCACAUCUGGCUUGUCAAGCCGUCGCUCAUACGAUGCCCGGACGGAUGGCUCAACGAACGGUCGAGAUGUCACCAGCAGACAUUAACUGGCCCGCGCUUAAUUACACUGGGCGCAACAGAGCUGUACGACUCAUCAUCUUUGUGGUGCUGUUCAUCGUUCUGGUGUUUGUUUUCGGCCUCAUAUCGUUCUUUACCGGACUCUUGUCGAGAGUGUCGACAUUAGCUGGCUCAACUUCCUGGCUGCAUUGGAUAGGCACGCUGCCACGCUGGUUCUUGUCAUUCGUACAAGGUACUCUCCCUCCAGUGAUCCUCGUUGUUUUGUUGAGUGGUCCAACACCAAUCGUCCUUCGAGCAAUGACGAAUAGCACUCGUGGGGCUACGACAGGCUCUCGAGGCGAGCGUUCCCUUCAGCUCUGGUACUUCAUUCUUCUCGUCUUCGAGGUCUUUAUCAUACCAACCAUUUCAUCUGGACUCACCAGCAUUGUACAAGAACUCAUACACAAUACAGCGUCCGUACCCGAAAUUUUGGCGACAAACUUACCAACUGCAGCUAAUUACUACUUCUCAUUCUUGAUCCUUCAAGCCUUGUCAAUAAGCUCAAGCUCAAUCUUGCAGUCGAUCCGUCUGCUGAACUUCUACGUCUUCGGGAGGGUCAACAGUCCUGAUGAAGUAUUCCGCAAAUUGAGCUUCACCUGGAGAACUCGAAUUGGAUCCAAUAUUCCUUGGUAUACGACGUUUGCCGUCAUUGGACUAGUCUACUCAGUUAUUGCACCACUGAUAUUGGUUUUUAUGCUUCUCACAUUCAGCCUCUUCUAUGUCGUUAUCAAGAACAACGUUCUCUACGUCGUACGCACGGGGAACGUUGAUAGCGGUGGUUUAUGGUUUCCAAGUGCUAUCAAUCAGACUUUCACAGGUUUAUACUUCAUGGAGGUCUGCCUAAUCGGCCUUUUCUUUCUGGUGCGCGAUGCACACAACAAGGUCUCGUGUGAGGCUCAAGGCAUCAUCAUGUCCAUCGUCUUCGUGCUUACUAUCAUGUAUCAGAUCUGGCUGGCAGUGCAUUUCAGUGCACUGUUCAAGUACGCUCCUCUCCAGCUGGCGAGCGACACGUUUCUGCAUGAUAAGGAAUCCCAAAUACCAACCUCGACUUCGAACCUGCAGGACACUGAGCUGGCGAGUGGCGAGGUCAAUGCUACCAAGGAGAAAAGAGUUGAGAUGGCAGUACCUGCGGAACAGGCCAAGCAAGCUGAACGAGCUUCACGAUCGCCUUCUCUCGCCGAAAGUCGACGUUCUUCUUCUCAAUCGCUGGGCACGACACACUUGUCUCGCCGUGGAACAGACAUGGAAGCGCAAAAGGAGCACGACAAGCAUCAAGCUAGGCGUAUCUUGGCGCGCUUACAUCGACCUCUCGACGAAGCUAAGCUCGCCGGACUCGAGUCAGACCUCUCCCGAGCCGAAGCAUAUAUCAGUAGCACCUUUAUACCACGCAAACGCGAAGUCACAGCACUGAUGAUGAAUGAUCCUAUCAGUAAGAUCAUUAUGCAGCAUAACGAUAACUUGGAAAACCUUACCAGCGAAGAGCGAGAUAUGUUAGUCAGUGUUGCAUUCAUGCAUCCCGUGCUACGAGACCCGAAACCGAGCGUAUGGAUCCCGAGAGACUAUAUCGGCGUUAGCGACGAUGAAAUCAGGAGGAUGAGAGCGCUGAAUCAGCAUAUUUCGUUCAGUAAUAGGGGAGCUUUCUUUAACAGGAGAUUGAAAGUGGAGAUUGAUAAGCCGCCACCGGAUAUGAGCGAGUUUACGCUGGUAAUGGCGGAGUUAUAACUCUAUAUAUGUGUUAAAGCAAUACAAAGGUCUGGUAUAUGGGUUUGUUGCAGUGAUUCAGGGCGUUAUGAUACUGUAUAGAGCGACUGUUUAUCUUCAGAUAGUAGGAUCAUAUUAAAGUAUAGCAGCCUCGCUCCCGUGAACUUUAGGGCUAUACUAUGUAUUAUAACGAAUAACCCAUGGUCAAG
This is a messenger RNA of Exophiala viscosa, 3475 nucleotides long. RefSeq lists its product as uncharacterized. The record is from RefSeq and is a predicted model, not a curated record. Bases 216 to 3287 code for a protein of 1023 amino acids. NCBI's taxonomy places the organism in Eukaryota, Fungi, Ascomycota, Eurotiomycetes, Chaetothyriales, Herpotrichiellaceae. Gene Ontology annotation, molecular function: calcium-activated cation channel activity. Gene Ontology annotation, cellular component: plasma membrane. The transcript has a single exon.